UKAGGAAAUUUGARCGAAUUUCAGCCCCAGAAAAACGUCUGAAAAACGUAAGCUUGACUUAAGCCAAGUGCAAAUUAUAAAAAGACGGUUUCAAAGAGAGAUGUUUAUUGCGAAAACAGAGAUUUAAACAGUGGACAUGAAUGGCGCCAUUGUUCCUCAUACUCCAAUAGCAGUAGAUGUUUGGAAUAAGAAAGCUGUCAGUAGCUGUCGUCUGUUUUUUCUAUCACAUGCACACUCAGACCAUACUGCAGGACUAACAAGCUCAUGGAAACAUCAUAAGAUCUAUUGCUCUGAGGUAACUAAAGAUAUUGUCAUUCAUAAACUUGGUGUAUGURGUGAGCUAUUGGUUGGGAYCCCUGUGGAUAAUGCUAUUUCAAUCCYUAUGGAUGAAUAUGGUCAGGAGAAGCUGACUGUUACGCUGAUUGAUGCUAAUCACUGCCCUGGUGCUGUAAUGUUUCUUUUUGAAGGAUAUUUUGGAACUGUUCUGUAUACUGGAGACUUCAGAUAUGAUAAAUGCAUGACUGACCAUAGUGCAUUGAAAAAUAAAAUCAUUGACAGACUSUACCUUGAUAAUACCUACUGUGAUCCUGCAUGUUUGUUUCCCAGUAGAGAAGAAGCAUUGUCUAAAGUACUUGAUAUAGUAGAAAACCAUCUCAAGAAAGAUUUCAAGAUUGUUAUUGGAAUGAGUUCCUUAGGAAAGGAAGAUMUUCUUGUUCAAAUAGCAACAUCUCAUCAAACAUGGAUUGGAGUUGAUCCUAAACGYCUGAGUCUCUUAAAACUUCUUAAUUUACCUGAUGUCUUCACUAGUGAUGUUGAGUCCACAAGAGUGCGAGUAGUGAUGCAAAGAGAAGUCACUAAACAAAUCCUACAGGAGUGGAAUGAUAUUGAUCCAACCAUUGUAAUYAUACCAACAGCAUUAUUUGAAGGGGACAUCAAUCCAUAUCAGUACAUGUCAAAUGUAUUUGUUGUACCAUUCUCUGAUCAUUCAUCAUAUGAAGAGUUAGUGACUUUUGUUUCUUCAAUUCAACCYAAGGAAAUCAUUCCAAUUGUUCUUAAACACAGAUGCACAAGAAUGGAACCAAAUAACACGAGAACUAACAUGGCUAUUUUCAAUUCAUAUCUUAAUAAAGAGCCAUUUAACCCAGUAUUAAUUCCUGAUUCAGUGUUAAAGUACAUGAAUGCUUCCACAACUAAGGAACUAAGAGUGAAACGAAGAUCAAACUCAAGAUACAACUGUUAUGAUUAUAAGAGAAGAAAAUGUGCUGGUGUUGUUUUCCCAGAUGAUGAGCCAACAAAUAUAAUCGAAAGUAAAUCCAAAGACGAGGCUACUAGGGAAUUGCCUUAUUGCAACAAAACCUGUUUGCAAAAUGACUCCCUCUAUGACAAGAGACGAAUUGAGUCAUCMUAUAAUGGAGAACAGGUUGCUGAAUGCCACAACAUAAUCACACAAGACCCUGUGCAGAAUAAUUCUGACACUAAUAACCGUAGAAUUGAAUUAUGUUAUGUUUUACAGCCAGGUGAAUGCCAUAGCACAUCCACACAAGAYAGUUUCCAAUGUGUGCCUGUUAGAAAUAAAGUUGAACUAAACAAUUCACAGACAACAGCUGAGUUCCACUCAAAUAGAAAAAAGAACAGUUUUCCAACUAGUUCCCUUUCGAUAGAACACAGCUGUAUUGACAUUGAAAUGAAUUCAYAUGACAAAAAGUUUCUUGUUAAUGAGUCUUCCCCUGAUAAAAAGAACAUKGUUUUGAUAAAUGCAAAGAGUGAUUGUUUAGAAAACAAAGAUGGACAAGAUAGUCUGACCAUAUCAAAAUCCAGAAGAGUGGCAAAAGACCUGAUCUCAAAGAAACAUCUUAUUGGUGAUGAGAUGCAGAGAACUAAAUCAGAAGGUUCCAAGAAAAAGAAAUGUCUUCUUGAUUAUUGGAGAUAUCAAAGAUCACCUAACACUAAGACAACAAUGACGUCAGRUGUUGAUAAUAGUACUAAUCAUUUCAAUAAUCAAAUGAAAGCAAUUCUUCCAAAGUCUAGCUCAAAUACAGUAAAGACAAAGAAUUCUUGCACUGACUUUCCAGUUAGUAGUACUACCACCUUGGCUUGUCCAAACAGUGAAAACGCUCUACAGAUAUCAACAAGGACAAAUAAUCAACUCAAGUCCAACCACAAGAAAAGCACUACAAGUAUACCUAGUAUUAGUGGUCAAGAGAAAAAUAAUUCAGACAGUCUUCAUGGAUUUUGUUGGUUCACAAGUGACUUUAAUUUUACUGUAUAAAAGUAGUAUAACAGUAGUGUGACGCUUCAUUGCAUUGACUGACUAUUCAUCUGUAGCUGCAACUACUGUAAUGUAGUAAAUAUUUAAAUAAAAAUAAAUGAACUUACUCAACAUCAGAAGUUCAGCUAUUGAAAUUAGAUUUUGUGAUCAUGGCAUAUGUAUUACAUAGGCAAAGAGCUGAAAAGUUUGAAUGCAUAUGCCAGAAUAAAAGGGCACUGCUUCUUGAAAAUGUGCAGGAAUCUUUGCUUCCCAAUAUUCAUUUUUAUGAGUAUAUUGUCAUUGUUAUGAUGGACAUGGUCAUUUCAAAAGUCGUAAAAAAAUUAAGAUGAAAAUGUGGAGAAAAUGUGCAAUAAGAAUUAGGCGAAAUUUGCUGGAAGGAGAAUAAAUCUUGAAUUGGGACUGUUUUUCAUCC
Molecule: messenger RNA, 2681 nt
Organism: Exaiptasia diaphana
Lineage: Eukaryota; Metazoa; Cnidaria; Anthozoa; Actiniaria; Aiptasiidae
Product: 5' exonuclease Apollo-like
Exons: 1
Coding region: 137-2269 (710 amino acids)
Biological process (GO): protection from non-homologous end joining at telomere; interstrand cross-link repair; double-strand break repair via nonhomologous end joining
Molecular function (GO): 5'-3' DNA exonuclease activity; damaged DNA binding
Source: RefSeq, a predicted model, not a curated record